CUUAAAUGUUCGAUUAAAAAGAAGAAACAACGGUACAGCGACAUUAUGAGCGAUAUAGGAAGAGCCGAUGCUCAGCCAGAUGAUGGAUCUGCUUCUCGAGAGAAGACAGAACAAAAGGAUGAGAAACCUUCAAUGAAGAUUCGUAAGAGAGCGUUGGAAGAGGCAUCUCCUUCACCAUCAGCAUCGGCGUUCUCAUUGAGAAGAGGUACACAGUCGCAACCUCCCGAUGGUGAGAAGACUGCGGCUACCGCAGAAAAGAGACGUCCUAAACCUUCAUGGAUGUCACAAGAAGACUACGAUAAGCUGAAUGGGGUCAAGACUUUAACUGAUGCGGAACCGGUACAGAAGAGGUUGAAAGCACCUUCAAGGAGAGGAGGGUAUCUUCCACGUCCAAGAGGCAGCGAUGAUCAAACCGGCACAGCUGAAGAUAUACCAGCACAUUUGUCAACGUCGCAGCCGUCUCAAAUCGCUGAUGAUUUGGUAUCUCGUGAUAUUGCGUACAAGAAACAGGACCUCAACGUAUCCAUUAGGCAGCAUUACAACGUGAGAGCGUGGGAUUCGAAACGUGAACGUCGUGACCAAUCCACAAUCAUCAAGCUGAGAAACUUCAACAAUAUCAUCAAACACAUGCUGAUCAGCGAGAGUGUCAAGGAACCGGGUUGGCACGUACUGGAUUUGGGAUGUGGUAAAGGGGGUGAUUUACGUAAAUGGGAACAGGUCAAUGUGAGUCAGUACGUUGGUGUCGACAUAUCCAACGCAUCAAUUAUGGAAGCCAUAAGACGCUACAGAUCUAACCGCUCACGUUUCCCUGUUGUUUUUGCCACGGGUGAUGCGUUUGGACUGCCACUUCCAGAAGUGUUACAUGAUUUCCCAGAAGUGGAAUUCCCUAUGGACAUCGUCUCUAUGCAGUUUUGUCUACACUAUGCCUUUGAAACUGAGGAAAAGGCUAGGCAGACAAUUGAAAAUGUCUCCAGAUCACUAAGACCAGGAGGUGUCUUCAUAGGAACCAUCCCAAACAGUGAGUUUAUUGGCCACAAGAUUAGACACUUGAAGCCCGGUGUGAAAGGUUUUGGAAAUAGCCUAUACUCUGUUACAUUCGAAACCCAACCUCCAAAGUCUGGGGAAUUCUCAAGCCCCUUCGGUAACGUCUAUAACUACUACCUGAAAGAUGCAAUUGAUAAUGUCCCAGAGUACAUCAUCCCAUUUGAAACGCUGAGAGCUAUUUGCUCGGAAUUUGGUUUAAGACUGAAGUUUAAACAGCCAUUUCAGGAUUAUUUUGUCCAACACAUUCCAAAUUUCUUCUCUAGGUUGAGUCCAAAGGCUUUAGAAGGUAUUAGAAAGAGUAACGGUGGUUACGGUAUAUCUGGUGAAGAAUCGGAAGCAACUUCAUACUUCUACUUGGCAUUUACAUUUGUGAAAGCAGGUUAAAUAUCAUAAAUAUUACACAACAUGGUAGAUCU
This is a messenger RNA of Williopsis jadinii, 1460 nucleotides long. RefSeq names its product mRNA (guanine-N7)-methyltransferase (gene ABD1). The transcript has a single exon. The record is from RefSeq and is a predicted model, not a curated record. NCBI's taxonomy places the organism in Eukaryota, Fungi, Ascomycota, Saccharomycetes, Phaffomycetales, Wickerhamomycetaceae. Gene Ontology annotation, molecular function: mRNA 5'-cap (guanine-N7-)-methyltransferase activity. The coding region runs from base 46 to 1428 and encodes 460 amino acids. Gene Ontology annotation, cellular component: nucleus. Gene Ontology annotation, biological process: 7-methylguanosine mRNA capping.